AUUACUGUGCUGAUUUCAUGGCUAUAAGCACUAGAUUAACUAUAGCUUCUGCAGUUCCAGUGACCUAAAAAUUGCAAGCGCUUUCGCUAAAUUUCAGGGGCUAUAGAAAAGAUUAAUUAAGUUAUUACGGUAAAUGCAACUUUUCAUGGCAGUCAGAGAUCUAUAUAUAUUGAACGGUCGACCUACAGGCUCAAUAAGAAUAUCCUAUGGUUAUAUGUCAACACAGACAGAUUGUGAUAAACUGAUGAGUCUGCUACGUAACUAUUUUGUUGAAGGGGAGCCCAAUAGGCCAGAAACAGCUGAUCCUAACUCAACUAUUCAGGUAGUUGGAGUAUUUGUGUACCCCGUGAAAUCCUGCCGAGGCAUCAAAGUAUCUGCCUGGAAUAUGACUAAACAAGGUCUAGAGUUCGACAGGCAGUGGGUCAUUAUGGAGGGUUCUAAAGUAUUGACCCAGAAAGCUGAUCCUCUGAUGGCGCAGAUAGUACCACGGAUAGAUUGGAGGCGGGGGGUUCUUAUUCUUUCAUUCUCCGGCCUCAAGGAUAUUGAGGUCGACCUUGUCCUAUCGGAGGACAGAAGGAAGAACAGGAUAGCCGAGGAUAUCUGUAUAGGUAAAAUCUGUGGUGAGCAGAUGGAAGGAGUAUCCUGUGGUCCUGAAGUUGCAAACUGGUUAGAUACUGCUCUAGGCAGGCAGGGCCUUAGAUUGGUUCGAGGAUUGAAAAGAAUGAGUGCUCGCGAGAGUCCUAGUUCAACACUUGCCAAUGAUAGUCAGAUUCUAACCCUCAAUAUUUCAAGCAUUCUAAGGUUACAGGAGAGGAUAAAGGAGAACUGUGAAAAGGUUGGGGAGGAUUAUACUGGGUUUGAUGAUCUUGAUUCUCUAACAGAUAGAUUUAGAGGAAAUCUUAUAAUUCAGGGAGAAAUUAGUUUUGGAGAGGAGAAAUGGACUACCUUCUCCAUACAGGGGAAGCAGGGGAUGGUGGGGAAGAAGGAGAAGAAGGGGAGGGAGGGGAUGAAAGGAAAGGAGAGGGAGGAGAAAGAGAAUUUGUAUGAAGAUAACAGUAUUAAAUUAAAGGUUCUGGGUCCCUGUAGAAGAUGUAGUAUGAUCAGGGUUGAGCAGAGUACUGGAGAAAUGAGUAAAGAACCGCUCAGAUCGUUGGCGACAUUUAGAGACAGAAAUUUUUGUUUUGGAGUCCACACACAGGUUGUUGAUGGAGGAGUAGGACGGAUAAGGGUUGGGGAUCUGGUCACCAAUAUACAGAGAUCCACAUAAACCUUGCAGCAGAUCAUGACAGCGUACUGAUCUGGUCACCAAUAUACAGAGAUCAACAUAAACCUUGCAGCAGAUCAUGACUAAAAAUACAUAGACAAUUCUUUAAUAAAAUAUUUGAUUGAAUGUUUAUCAAAUUCUUUAAUGUAUAAAAUUGGGAGGGAAAAGUUGUAUUGUAAUGUUCUCUAUUAAAAAUAAACUAAUUGUGAUUCAAUUUCCUAUGUAAAUGAACAAAUAAAUCCUAAUAACUAA
This is a messenger RNA of Eurytemora carolleeae, 1516 nucleotides long. Its product is annotated as molybdenum cofactor sulfurase. Gene Ontology annotation, molecular function: pyridoxal phosphate binding; catalytic activity; molybdenum ion binding. Lineage: Eukaryota; Metazoa; Arthropoda; Copepoda; Calanoida; Temoridae. The coding region runs from base 134 to 1267 and encodes 377 amino acids. The transcript is spliced from 12 exons. The record is from RefSeq and is a predicted model, not a curated record.